AUGAGACAAUUCUUCGAAGAUUGGUGCAAAGGGCGAAAGCCUACUCCUUGUUUGCAACUUGUGCAAGAAAGCCUCCUCCUUGUUUGCAACUUGUGUAAGAAAGCCUCCUCCUUGUUUGCAACUUGUGCAAGAAAGCCUCCUCCUUGUUUGCAACUUGUAAGAAAGCUCCUUGUUUGCAACUUGCAAGAAAAGCCUCCUCCUUGUUUGCAACUUGUGCAAGAAAGCCUCCUCCUUGUUUGCAACUUGCCUCCUCCUCCUUGUUUGCAACUUGUGCAAGAAAGCCUCCUCCUUGUUUGCAACUUGUGUAAGAAAGCCUCCUCCUUGUUUUGCAACUUUGCAACCUCCUCCUGUUUGCAACUUGUAAAAAGCCUCCUCCUUGUUUGCAACUUGUGCAAGAAAGCCUCCUCCUUGUUUGCAACUUGUGUAAGAAAGCCUCCUCCUUGGGAUGAUGAUUCUAUCUAUCUAUCUAUCUAUCUAUCUAUCUAUCUAUCUAUCUAUCUAUCUAUUUAA
Molecule: messenger RNA, 510 nt
Organism: Acanthosepion pharaonis
Lineage: Eukaryota; Metazoa; Mollusca; Cephalopoda; Sepiida; Sepiidae
Source: the annotation of a GenBank genome assembly